Messenger RNA from Penicillium verrucosum, 897 nucleotides. RefSeq lists its product as uncharacterized. The coding region runs from base 1 to 897 and encodes 298 amino acids. Gene Ontology annotation, molecular function: oxidoreductase activity. The record is from RefSeq and is a predicted model, not a curated record. The transcript is spliced from 2 exons. NCBI's taxonomy places the organism in Eukaryota, Fungi, Ascomycota, Eurotiomycetes, Eurotiales, Aspergillaceae.
AUGACCACACAAACACCAACCUUCACCAAACCCGACCGCCCGCUAACCUGGCUAAUAACGGGGUGUUCCUCUGGCCUGGGUCUUUCACUCGCACGCGCCGCCCAAUCAAACGGCCACACUGUACUCGCAACAUCACGACAACCCUCCCGCACCCCGGAUCUAGUAUCGGAGAUAACCAAGAACGGAGGCGAAUGGCACACACUGGACGUCGACAGUCCAACCGCUGCGUCGGAGCUGGUAUCCAAGCUCGAGUCUGCGGGACACAAGAUCGAUGUGCUGGUUAAUAAUGCCGGAUACGCGAUCCUUGGAGCAGUUGAGCAGUUCUCGGACGAGGAGCUGCGGGCACAGAUGGAGACUGUGUAUUUUGGACCGAGUCGGCUGAUCAAAGCUGUUGUGUCUGGGAUGAGAGAGAGGCGGUUUGGGGUUAUUGUUAAUGUUAGUUCUGGGGCUGGGUUGGAGGGGAGGGAGAGUAUGGGUGCUUAUGCGGCGGCGAAGGCUGCUAUGGAUGGUUUAUGUAAAGUGCUCGCUAAAGAAGUCGCGCCGUUCAAUGUCCGUCUCCUGACGGUGUGGCUGGGUGUGUUUAACACGCAGUUCGGAACUGGUUGUCGUUCUCCCGCUAGCCCUUUGCCGGUGGACUAUGCUGGAUCUGUCGCUGCGCAGACGCUGGAUGUUUUACUGACUGGUAAGCUUGUUGCUGAUGGUGAUAAGAAUAAGGCUGCCAAGGCGAUGUAUGAAGUUGUCGUUGGUGAGGGCGUUGGUGUUGGGCGUGAGAGCGAGAGGUUCUUGCCUUUGGGUCGGGAUAUGAUCCCUCGUGUUGAAUUAGUGCGUGAUCGGCUGGUUCAUGCACUGGAUGUGUUUGGGGAUAUUACUAGGAAUGUCUAUGUUGAAAAGGAAUGA